UGUGAUUUUUUUGUCGUUGCUUUUUUCAGUGUUGUGUAAUCAGAUUGCUAUUGUUUUUGGUUUUUAGAAGUAAAUGGCAAUGGCAUGCGCUCGUAGCAAAUCAAAAUUGAUUUUCGAGAUAUUUCAACGCAACCAAUUAAUUGCAAAACGCAGCAUUGCCAUGUCCGCUACACGAAGGGCAGAGGAAGCCAUAGAGCAACUUAAGGAGAAGAAUCCUUACUACUCGAAAUAUGCGGACAAGAUCGCCAAGAUGCAGCAGACCUCGGCGGAGGAAUUCCUCGAUCGCGUUGAACGUGUGAUCAAUCCUAUCAAGGAUGGCAAGAGUCAGGCCAGAUCCUAUUCAGAACUGCUUAAUCCCAAAGAGAAGUUGGCCAAACCAGGUGCUGCCGAACUGCCCCACAAGAAGCUAACAGAUAUUAUGAAACUGGAGCUGCUGGCUGACAAGAAUUGCGAAGAGAUUUCCCAAAUUUGGCUGGAAUACCACAAAACCAAAGAUGUUUUGGCCGCCACACUGACCCCAGCCCAAUACAACACUCUGAUGGAAAGGGCAAAGGAACAUCCGAUAUUCCUGUUGCCAUUGCCACGCAGCGAAGGCUUUGAGUUUAUCAUGCUGCAAUUUGCAGCAAACACGGUACAUUUCACCCCACUGCUGGCAUAUCAAGUGCAUCAAGAAAAUGCGCCCGAGUGCCUAACCCUUGUCCAUUACACGGAGAUGCAGGAUAAGGGAAUCGUGCUGCUGCGCGGGGAGUACGACAACAAUGUGCUGACUGCCCAGGAGGCGCAGUGUCUGGCCAAUGAAUUGCAGAUGUUCUACUACAAGACAGAUGAAAACAAGUUGAAAUUGUUGGAUACAUUUACCAAGCGCCCGGAUGAAUUCAAGCAUAUGGAUUUGAUUAAGGAGGUGGAAAAUAUUCAGCUGGGUUAGGCUGAGAGUUUACAGUCAGUUCUAUUUACAAAACAAAAAAAAAUAAUCUUAAAUAUAGCAACAAGACGCUGCUGCU
Molecule: messenger RNA, 1001 nt
Organism: Drosophila willistoni
Lineage: Eukaryota; Metazoa; Arthropoda; Insecta; Diptera; Drosophilidae
Product: ATP synthase mitochondrial F1 complex assembly factor 1
Exons: 2
Coding region: 74-925 (283 amino acids)
Biological process (GO): mitochondrial proton-transporting ATP synthase complex assembly
Cellular component (GO): mitochondrion
Source: RefSeq, a predicted model, not a curated record